AUUUAUGCUUUUAAUGAUGAGAAGACAACUCCUGAUCCAGUUCUAGAAUACACCCCAAAACUGAACCAAGAUAAAACACCUCUUAUUAUUGAUAAUGGUGGUUAUCAAUGUCGAGUUGGUUGGGCAACCAAUGAAAAACCUGCCUUCAUAUUCAAAAAUAUCACAGCUAAACAAAGAGGGAAAAAAGUGAGGAUAUUUUUAUUUCAACAAGAUAAUGAGGUACAGAUUGGUAAUGAUAUCAGUAAUAUUGAGGUGGUAAGAUGGAAUAUAAGAACACAGUUUGAUCGAAAUAUUGUCAGCAUGUAUGAUGUCCAGGAACAGAUUUAUGACUAUAUCUUCACACAUCUUGGUAUCAAUACAGAAAGUAAAGUAGAUCAUCCGAUAGUUUUAACAGAGGCGCCAUGUAAUCCCAAUAUUUCUAGGCAGCAGAUGUCCGAACUAUUAUUUGAAUGUUAUCAUAUACCACAAGUAACCUAUGGAGUAGAUUCAAUGUUUAGUUUUUAUUAUAAUCAACCAGUGAAAGACAUGAGUAAUGCAGUAAUAAUCGACUGUGGAUAUCAGACAACCCAUUUACUUCCUGUUUACAAUCAUAAACUACACGCUUGUAACGCUCGUAGACUGAACUUUGGUGGAAUACAUCUCGAUACCUUCAUGCAGAGAUUAUUACAGUUAAAAUAUCCUGGUCAUUUUACUUCUAUUACACUCAGUAGAUGUGAGGGUUUAUUACGAGAUCACUGUUACCUAGCAACAGAUUAUUUAUCAGAAUUAAGUCAAUGGACAUCAACAGAAUAUUACACUGAGAAUGUUCAUAAAAUACAGCUACCCUAUGUUACAGUGAGUUUCAGAAGUCAGCUGACAGCAGAACAACAGAAAGAAAGACGACUACAACAGAUUAAAAGAUUGAAAGAAGUUAAUCAGAAACGUAGACUGGAGAAGUUAAAAAGUGAUGAAGAUCAGUUAAAAGAAAUGAUAUCUGUCCAAGAAAUGAUGCUAGAUGGUGAUAAACAGAAUUUUACGAAAGCUCUGUAUAAUGUUGGUUUAAAAACAGCAGAGGAGCUACAAGAUGCUAUCAAUAAGCUAACUAUUGGAAUACAGAGAGCUAGGGCUAAAAUAUUGGGAGUGGAACCACCACCUGAAGAACCAGAGGAAUUGGAAGAAGAAAAAGUACUGGAAGACAGAAGAAAAAAUGAUUUUUUGGGCUGGUUAACAGAAGUUAGAAAUAAACGACAGAAAAUUCUAUCAUCUAGAAAUCUACGCAGAAAGAAAAAGGCUGAUAUGGCAAAGAGAAGAACCUACGCUUCACAACAACGAAUGAAAAUUAUCACACAGUUAGCUCAAAAAUCCUCUAAAAAGGAAGAUACCUUUGGUCAGAAUGAUGCUGAUUGGGAAGUUUAUAAGGAAAUAAAUCCUGAGAUGGGUACCAGCGACUCAGAAGCCGAAGAUGAAAAACUUGAAGAACUGGAAAACAUGUUACGAGAACAUGAUCCAGAAUUCCAACGUGAAUUAGAUUUUGGUGGUGUUCCUGGCAGUGAUUUUAAUCUGGCAGAAUAUCAUCAGUUACAUCUAGCUGUGGAGAAAAUCAGGGUACCAGAAUUACUGUUUCAACCAUCCAUGGUUGGUAUAGAACAGGCUGGAAUCUCAGAAACACUGGACUACGUAUUGAAGAAAUAUCAACCAGACGAUCAAAAUAAACUUGUACAGUGUGUAUUUUUAACUGGUGGAAAUGCUAAUUUGCCAUUAUUCAAAGAAAGACUGGAGAAGGAUUUAUUAGAGAUGAGACCAUUUCAAUCAACUUUUCAUGUCUACAAAGCAGAGAAUCCUAGUUUAGACGGAUGGUUAGGGGCCAGAAAAUUAGCUUUAUCACCCUCCUUUCAAUCAUCAUGUAUCACACGACAACAAUAUGACGAAAUGGGAGAGGGAUAUCUAACGGAACAUUUUACAUCCAAUCAGUAUUUCCCUACACCCAUAACUUUACCAAAAAUCUCAUCAACCCCUCCAGCUGCUACUCUACCCCCAUCUUGA
Molecule: messenger RNA, 2022 nt
Organism: Lottia gigantea (owl limpet)
Lineage: Eukaryota; Metazoa; Mollusca; Gastropoda; Lottiidae
Exons: 16
Biological process (GO): regulation of DNA-templated transcription
Cellular component (GO): Ino80 complex; cytoplasm
Source: RefSeq, a predicted model, not a curated record